Messenger RNA from Oncorhynchus gorbuscha (pink salmon), 4829 nucleotides. Its product is annotated as cationic amino acid transporter 4-like. NCBI's taxonomy places the organism in Eukaryota, Metazoa, Chordata, Actinopteri, Salmoniformes, Salmonidae. The record is from RefSeq and is a predicted model, not a curated record. The transcript has 5 exons. The coding region runs from base 201 to 2228 and encodes 675 amino acids. Gene Ontology annotation, cellular component: plasma membrane. Gene Ontology annotation, molecular function: amino acid transmembrane transporter activity. Gene Ontology annotation, biological process: transmembrane transport; amino acid transport.
GAGAGCUCAGCUCUCUAUCCUCUCGUUCUCCAUCUCCACCUUUCUCCCUGUCUGUCGUUGAGGGUUUCAAAGGAUAUCAACCGGGCCUGAGAUAGGCUACUCAUAAGCGAUAUUCAGCAUUUAAGGUCAAUUAAUCAGGAGGAGAAUGGAUCCAGUUUGAGCAUCUUGACUGAUAAGUUGCCGAGUGUGAUCCUGUAACCAUGGCGACCUGUGGGCGUGGUUGCGUCCCGGCAGUGCGUUUCUGCCAAAGGCUGAACCGACUGAAGACCCUGGAUGAUGAUUUGAUGGUGACAUCAAUGAAGCGCUGCCUGACCAUGGUGGACCUGGCCCUGCUGGGUGUUGGUGGCAUGGUGGGCUCUGGUCUCUACGUCCUGACAGGCACUGUGGCCAAGGACACCGCGGGACCUGCCGUGGUCCUCUCCUUCCUCAUAGCAGGUAUCGCCUCCCUGAUGGCCGCCCUCUGCUAUGCUGAGUUCGGGGCUCGCGUGCCCAGAACGGGCUCAGCCUACAUGUUCACCUAUGUUUCUUGUGGAGAAAUAUGGGCCUUUCUCAUUGGCUGGAACGUAGUGUUGGAGUACAUGAUUGGUGGGGCCGCGGUGGCGCGGGCGUGGAGUGGUUACCUGGACUCCAUGUUUAACCACACUAUCCAGAACUACACAGAGAACCACAUAAUGAAGUGGAAUGUUCCCUAUAUCGCCCACUACCCUGACCUGCUGGCCGCCGGGAUUCUCGUGGUUGCCACCAUCUUCAUUACCUUCGGAGUGCGAGUCUCUUCUUGGCUCAACCACAUCUUCUCCGCUGUUAGUCUGGUUGUCAUACUCUUCAUCUUGGUGUUUGGCUUCGUGCUGGCCGAUCCAGUCAACUGGAGCCAGAAAGAAGGAGGUUUUGCACCGUUCGGUGUGUCUGGGGUUAUGGCAGGCACAGCCACCUGCUUUUACGCAUUUGUUGGCUUCGAUGUGAUUGCAGCCUCCAGCGAGGAGGCAAAGAACCCCCAGCGAGCCAUUCCUAUGGCCACAGCCAUCUCCUUGUGCAUGGCAGCCACAGCCUACAUCCUGGUCUCCACUGUCCUCACUCUCAUGGUGCCCUGGCACUCCCUCGAUCCCAACUCCGCUCUGUCUGACGCCUUCUUCCGCCGAGGCUACAGCUGGGCUGGCUACAUCGUGGCAGUAGGGUCCAUCUGUGCCAUGAACACAGUGCUCCUCAGCAACCUCUUCUCCCUCCCUCGGAUUGUUUACGCUAUGGCGGAGGAUGGCCUCUUCUUCGCCUUCUUCGCCAAGGUCAACCCUGUCACCAAGGUCCCUGUGAAUGCCAUCUUGGUGUUUGGCCUCCUCAUGGCCGUCAUGGCCCUCAUCUUUGACCUGGAGGCCCUGGUCCAGUUCCUGUCCAUCGGCACCCUCCUGGCCUACACCUUUGUGGCAGCCAGUGUCAUUGUGCUGCGCUUCCAGCCUGAGAAGGAGAAGACCAGUUCCAAGGUUAACUCCACUACCUCCCCUAACACCAACUACAACCCAGAGCCCUCACCCGAAGCCUCCGAGUCCCAGAUCAUAGCUCAGGACAGCGGGGAGCUGAAGGAGUAUGAGUCCUUCUCAGACAAGCUACAGCUGGUGGAGAUGCAGAAGACCAGGGAACGCAGCGCCCCAGGGGUGUUGAAGGCCCGCUGGGAGCCCUACCUGGGCAGGUUGCUAGGGGACUUUGAGCCGGGGGAGGUGGUGGCCUUCUCUGUGCUGGCGGUGAUGGUGAGCUCUGUGUCCCUCUGUGCCGUUUUUGUGUUUGGGAGUAACCAGCUGCAGCUUCCUACGUGGAGCUUCGCCGUGCUAAUAGUGGUGUUUGGCUCAACCUUCCUCCUCAGCCUGGUCAUCAUAUAUGCCCAUGAACCACAUAUCAACACCAAAACCUUCCAGGUACCCUUGGUCCCAUUCAUCCCUGGUGCAAGCAUCCUCAUGAAUGUGUUCCUAAUGCUGAAGCUCAGCCCAAUGACCUGGAUCCGCUUUACCGUAUGGGUGGCUGCAGGUCUACUGGUAUAUUUUGGCUAUGGGAUAUGGCACAGUAAGGAGGGCCUGAGGGAGCUGCAGCCCAAGGACAUGGCUGCCAGGUACGUGGUGCUCCCUAGUGGCAGCCUGGUAGAGACAGUCCAGUCAGUGCAGCCGAACGGACAUGGGGACGCCAGCGCCCUCCACACCACCCCCUCCCCCGCCCAGUCUGCUGAAGAGCAGCAGGCAAAGAGAUGAUGUGUAGGAACUAUGAAGGGAGCCAUCUUUAUUUCAGUGGGCCGUUUAUCAUCUAUCUGCUCCUACUCAUACAUUACCUCACUCUCUUCUCCUCUGACUUCCCUCUCGUGACUGGCCUCAUACAAUCAGUGUGUACUGCGACAAGGCUAUGUUUCUCUGCGUUAGUAAGUACACAACACACAAUGACAUUAACACUCUCUCAUUAUGAAACAUAUUUAUAUUUAUUUUUACAUAUUGUAUCUCUUAAUAUGGGAACAUAGUAAUAAAGCUAUCUAGCAUUGUUUAGGAUAUUGCUAUUGGUUAUAAUCACUGUAUUUAAAAACAAAAUGGUAGAUAAACCAGCACAGGUGUUAUUUCCUUGUUAGCAUUUCUCUCAACUCCUCAAUUGAUCUGCUUUUUAAUGUCUCUCAGUCACUCACUUUUUAAUGUGUUUGGUAGUAGGAUGAUACUUUUGGUCAUAGCAUACAUUGAGUCAUGUUGAUAAGCUGCAUUUUUCGUUUUGUAACCACUGGAAUGAAAGGACCUUUGUUUAGACACACCCAUGUACAAACACAUAUUCACAUUUGCUUUCUCUCUCACACACACACACACACACACACACACACACACACACACACACACACACACACACACACACACACACACACACACACACACACACACACACACACACACACACACACACACACACACACACACACACACACACACACACACACACACACACACACACACACACCUCAAGAUCCCCCUCAUUCCCCUGCACUAGUGGCUGCUCAGCCAAACGCAAAUCAUUUACAUACAUUUUCUAUUUUAAUGAUUAUUUCGGACUUGUUGCAUGUAGUUUCUGAGCUGUGAAACAGUCUGUUUUAUCAUUUUAAUUUUGCAUUUCACUGAUGCCAUAUCACACACAUAUUAUGUUCUGUUUUGGGAUGUUUUUGUACCUCGCUUCGUAUCAUAAUGACCCGACUCCACUUGUUAAUGUUCUCUGUCUCAAUCACAUGAGAUUGUCACUCUCUUCUUCUAAGGCGGAGUAGGCCUUUCAACCUCUCGCUUAAUCCACUGACUCCCAUCCAAUGACCUCACUCACUCUUAUGUGUCCCAGAUUUUGCAAUCAACCUAAUAUCUACUGAGAAGGGUUAUUCCCCCAAUGCACAAGAACUAGACAGCGACCCAUUCCCCUUCUGUGUGCUAGCAUGAGAUUAGUUUAUACAACCAUCUAAUAUAAAAGCACCUGGAUUAUUUUAGCUAUGGUUUUAUUCUCAUUUCUCCUCAUACACAACAGUGAUAAUGCGAGACGAGAGUUAUAAACGUGUGUUUUAAUACAUGCUUUUUGUAAGGCAAGCACAAACCCAGUUCAUGAUGUACCUGAACAGGGUAUUUGGUGCUGCUGUUUAGAAGCAUAUUAACAAACAGGGAUUGAGUGUUUUGUCAGACUAUGCCAGCCAUAGGACAUCUCUUAUCCUCAUGAGACCUCUGUAAUCCAGCAGAUUUGCAGCAGUCCCUGCGGUUGACCAAUAGCUUGAUCUAGAUUACAUACACGCACAGAUCACUCUCACUCGCAGUGCUGGAUUACACUGACCUCCUCAGAGAGGGAUUGCGCUCUCACACCCAGUUACUCACUACCCUGUCUGAUAGCACAGUGUUCGAGAGGGCAGUAAGAUGUCAUGACAAUGUAACAUUGUCUCAACGUGAUAAUCAUAACAUUCCCAUAGCUAAGGUUUUCAGUCAAGUCCUGAGAACGGAUUAUUUUGUUACCUAUAAGGUGUAUAUUUGUCUGUUUGUCACAUUUGGAGAUUGCGGUAAAACGUCUACCAUUUAUCUGUAUAAUAAUAAUGUAACUACAACAUUGCCUUGAUGUUAUUAGCGUUUUCUAUAUAUCACAGUCCUUAGAAUGAUGAAAAAUAAGCAUGAGUCCCUCACUACCGGCUACCAACCUCACACGUGUCUGUAGCUCACCUUAGUGUUGUACUCAAAAAUAUGUUUGUCUUGUCUCUUAUUUAUCACUAUUUAUUAGUUAUUGUAAACAUACAUUUGUUUAUGUAAAUAUGUGACACAAGCAACCAAUGGCCUUAAAGAUGUUUUCAUGAGUACAGAAUGAUUCCCAAAGCUUACGUAGCUUUUCACCUCUAUCCAAGUAGUUUACCCUGUUAUAAUCUCAGUAUUUAUUCAUAGGAUAUUAUAUUGUAAACUACUAUAUUCCAUUCAAUUGAUUUCAACAACAGAUACAGCCUUUGAAGUAAUCAAAUGUUGGUGGAUGUGGGGAUAACAAAAUAUUAAAUGGAUUUUUGUACAACUUUGCACAUAGUUUAAGAUUUUAACUGCAAACGACUGUCUGUGUCUCUCUACCAGCGUGUCUCUGUUUUUUCUGCGUGGGCAAGUGACAGGUGUUGGCACUAUGGUGCUUUUGGCAAGCUGAACAUUUCCUCACCUCGAUGAGUUACGCUCUCUGUCUUGUGUGUCAGUAAGCACAAUGCGCUAUGGGCUCUGACUGUACCUAUGUACUCUGUACUUACACAUUCAAAUUCUAAGUAUUUUUUGUUGUAUAAAGUCUAAAAGAAGCUGUGUUAUUUCGUGACAAAUAAAUGUUUUGAAGCAGCA